Pteropus alecto (black flying fox) is the source of this 5018-nucleotide messenger RNA. It is a transcript of the gene USP22, whose product is annotated as ubiquitin specific peptidase 22. Gene Ontology annotation, biological process: protein deubiquitination. The transcript is spliced from 13 exons. Gene Ontology annotation, molecular function: zinc ion binding; cysteine-type deubiquitinase activity. Lineage: Eukaryota; Metazoa; Chordata; Mammalia; Chiroptera; Pteropodidae. The record is from RefSeq and is a predicted model, not a curated record. The coding region runs from base 202 to 1779 and encodes 525 amino acids.
GGAGUGCGGCGCGGGCGGUGUCUGGCUAGCCGACACCUCCCCCAUCGGGCCGCGCAGCACCAUCUUUGUCCUCUCCCCGCGCUUUGUCCCUGCGUCUGUCCCUCGGCCGGCCGGGGAGCGCCGCCAAGCAGCCCCCGCGCCGCGCUGGCGUCGUCCUCGUCCCCCUCGCCGCCCACCGCGCGCGGCCGGGCCUUGCCUCCAAUGGUCUCCCGACCUGAGCCGGAGAGCGAGGCCAUGGAUGCGGAGCUGGUGGUGACGCCGCCGGGUUGUUCACACCUGAGCAGCUUUAAGGUGGACAACUGGAAGCAGAACCUGCGGGCCAUCUACCAGUGCUUCGUGUGGAGCGGCACAGCGGAGGCCCGCAAGCGCAAGGCAAAGUCAUGUGUCUGUCAUGUUUGUGGUAUCCACCUGAACAGGCUUCACUCUUGCCUCCAUUGUGUCUUCUUUGGCUGUUUCACAAAGAAACAUAUUCACGAACAUGCGAAGUCGAAACGGCACAACCUGGCUAUAGAGCUUAUGUAUGGAGGUAUCUAUUGCUUUUUGUGUCAAGACUACAUAUAUGAUAAAGACAUGGAAAUCAUUGCCAAAGAGGAACAACGGAAAGCUUGGAAAAUGCAAGGCGUUGGAGAGAAAUUUUCAACUUGGGAACCAACCAAACGGGAGCUUGAACUGCUGAAACACAACCCAAAAAGGCGAAAGAUCACCUCUAACUGCACCAUAGGUCUGCGAGGGCUGAUUAACCUUGGAAACACGUGCUUCAUGAACUGCAUUGUCCAGGCGCUCACCCACACACCACUCCUGCGAGAUUUCUUCCUCUCUGACAGGCACAGGUGUGAAAUGCAGAGCCCUAGCUCCUGCCUGGUGUGUGAGAUGUCAUCCCUUUUUCAGGAGUUUUACUCCGGGCACCGGUCUCCCCACAUCCCGUACAAGUUGCUGCACUUGGUAUGGACUCAUGCCCGGCAUUUGGCAGGGUACGAGCAGCAGGAUGCCCAUGAGUUCCUCAUCGCGGCCCUGGAUGUCUUGCACCGGCAUUGUAAAGGUGAUGAUAAUGGGAAGAAGGCCAACAACCCCAACCACUGCAAUUGCAUCAUAGACCAGAUCUUCACAGGCGGGCUGCAAUCAGAUGUCACUUGCCAAGUCUGCCAUGGAGUCUCCACCACAAUAGACCCCUUUUGGGACAUCAGUUUAGAUCUGCCUGGCUCUUCCACACCAUUCUGGCCCCUGAGCCCAGGGAGUGAGGGCAGCGUGGUGAAUGGGGAAAGCCACGUAUCAGGAACCACUACACUUACAGACUGCUUGAGAAGAUUUACCAGACCAGAGCACUUAGGAAGCAGUGCCAAGAUCAAAUGUAGUGGUUGCCAUAGCUACCAGGAGUCUACUAAACAGCUCACCAUGAAGAAACUGCCCAUUGUAGCCUGUUUUCAUCUCAAACGAUUUGAACACUCGGCCAAACUGAGGCGGAAGAUUACCACAUAUGUGUCCUUUCCCCUGGAACUAGACAUGACCCCCUUCAUGGCAUCCAGCAAAGAGAGCAGAAUGAAUGGACAGUACCAGCAGCCAGCGGAUAGUCUCAAUAAUGAUAACAAAUACUCCUUGUUUGCAGUCGUUAACCACCAAGGGACCCUGGAGAGUGGCCACUACACCAGCUUUAUCCGGCAGCACAAGGACCAGUGGUUCAAAUGCGAUGAUGCCAUCAUCACCAAGGCCAGCAUUGAAGAUGUGCUGGACAGUGAGGGAUACUUACUGUUCUAUCACAAACAGUUCCUGGAAUAUGAGUAAUCUUAUCCUCAUCUGGUCAGAAAAAUGAAGGCCAAGAGUUGGCAGGCCUCAUAAAAUGAUCCCCGAGAUCCCCAACAUCAUGAUACUACCACUCACAGAAGUGCCCCCGAGAGCAUCAGAUUCCUGUGCAACCUGGACCUGGAGGAGGCAGCAGCAGUUAUUGCCCAGGAUUGUGGGGUUUGAAUGGACAAGCACUGUGGUGGGAGGAAACACCAGGAACUGCACAACAGAAAAAAACAUGUAAUGAAGGACGUGUUCUGCAUGGGAAGGGGCAGAGCAUGUGUAUCACUAGUGUAUCUUCUUUGCUCUUCAGUGUGUGAGUGAGAGGCACCCCCACACUGUGGAGUAGCCUUGCCCUGGUGCUUCACUUCCACCGCAUGACAGUGCAGAAUUAAAAAGGCACCAGUCCAUUUUAAAAUUAUGGGUCCAUUAAAGCAGUAGAGAAGACAAAAAUAUUGUGCAAGGAAAGGGGACAUUGCAAGUAUCUUUGUCUUUGUGAGUUUUAGUAUUAACUAUGUAUAGUAUGAAACUCUUAGCUUCUGUUUUGUCAGCCCCCACCCCCAGAGCCUGUGGAACUGAAGACAUUAACUGAGGUUUCCAAGCAUGUCAUUUCUGCAGGUAAUGUAGCAUCACACUGCAUGUGGAAGCAUCAGCCUGGGUGUUCUCUCUCAGUUUCUAGAAAUAGGCAUUUUCUUAUCUUCUCUUUUCCCACAAUGGUGAAUUUCAUAAAUGUAAUGAUAGUAACGUGAGUUUAUACUGAAAUUUAGGUAGUUUUUCUUUUACUCUUGAGAGUUAAUCUUGUUUUUGGUGCUGUUUUGUUGUCCACCCCUACUCCAGAAGCAUUUAUGUCUGGUUAAAGCUAGAAUAUGCAGCAGAGGAGAAUUGGGCUGUAGCUAAUAACUGCCUCUAACAUAUUAAUCUUUUGAGUAGAUGAAGCAUUUUUCAGUGAUUUCAUUGUUUUCCUUCCUCAUAUUUUCUUGGCUGCCUGUCCCACGCCAGCUGUCCCUAUUACUGCUUGGUGGCUGGUGUGUCCGUUUGAAGCUGGAGUAGCAUCCAAUGGAGACUGCAUUACAUUGCUGAGUGCCUCUGUUUUACAUUCAGUUUAGUUUAAAUUGUAGCAGGAAAAGAUAACUUUGUGAUUGAGCUUAUGGGAAGAGCUUAAUGAGCUGAAACAAUAUGUAUCGUUCUUUGUAAGGUAUCUUGCAUGCGUCUGUGUAUCCAAACCCAGACUUAGAUUGUUCGUGCAUUUCUGAGAAAUUAAAACUGAGAGACAUAGGAGAGGAAAAGUUGAUUUAAUAGAGUUUGUGAAACAACCUGGGAAUCCAGUCUGCAUCUGAUCUGUGGAAUAGUCAUUCCUGGAGAAGAGUAGAAUCAUCUUUUUCAGGAUCAGCAAACUUUUUUCAUAAAGAGCCAAAUGGUAAAUAUUUUAGGCUUUUGGGCCAUAUGGUCUCUUGCCAUAGAUAAUAUGUAAACAAAUGAGCCUAGUUGUGUUCCAAUAAAACUGUAUUUAUGGACACUGAAAUUUGAAUUCAUAUAAUUUUCACAUGUCAAAUUUUUUUUCACUGUUUAAAAAUGUGUAAACUAUUUGCUGACUGGCCAUACAAAAGCAGGCAGUGGACCAGUUCUAGCUCAUUAGCUAGUUAAGUUGGCAGGGGGCGGAGGGUAGGGGGAAUCAUACCAGGUAAUUAUUACUUAAUAUGGAAAAAUGCUAGAAUAUGCAAAACAAUCAUACUGCAGAAUCAUAUGGAAAAAUCCCUAGUGAUCUUUUUUAAAUUUUUUUAAUUACAGUCGACAUUCAAUAUUAUAUUAGUUUCAGAUGUACAGCUUAAUGGUAGUUUUUCAAGUACUCUCUCAGUUCAUUCUCAGUUAUAUCUCUGUAUUUAGGAACACAGGUUUUAAAGCAUAUUUUAAAAUAGCAAGCAUUAUCAGAGAAAUAUGGAUGGGUGCAGAUUUUAAGAAAUGGCGCCAUGUUUCCGAGUUCGCGUGUGUCUGCUAUGAAGAUUCUUUGGGGGAGAGGUGUGUCUUUUAAUAAGGAACAAAUCUAAUGGAAAAGGGAAUGAACUGAAGUGUGGGCCUACAGAGUUCUUAGCCUUGAAGUCUCUUCCUGUGGUUUGCCACCUUGUGGCCUCCUUCCUUUACUGGAGUGUCCAAAAUGCAAAGUGGGGACAAAGCAGAUAACCUGUGGUCUGCCCAACCUGCUUCCCAAAUCUGACCCUCCCCUAACACUUUGCUGUAUUUUCUGUAUCUGCUCAUGUUUAGGGGGUCAGUUUUCUCUGAGAACAUGAGGACUUGGAGAGACAGUGGGGCCACAUUUAUCUUUUGCAGACAUUAUUUUAAACAUUUGUAUUCAAAUUAGUUCUCUUUAUUCCCUUUGGCAUUGGUGUUCUAAGUAUUAACCUCUCUAUCUCUGCUGCUGAGAAAUGCCCCUCCAACUAGAAGAACUGGGAUGGAGGUGGUACUGCUACUAUGGUGUUUGUCCUCCCCCUGUACUGCCAGCAGUAGGCCCUGUGGUUGAUGUGCUCAUUUGAAUUUACCUUGUUAGGAACAAAAUAUUACAUAAUGGGGUUGGGAUUUUUUUUAAGCUCCCAAUCCACCUGUAAAAUUCAGGAAAAUGGUUUUCUUGUUUCCUAACAACCAGCCCAGUUUUGAUGUUAAGAUCAUUACCUAGUGUGUCUAACCACUAAGGAAUCGUUGGGUGACCUUUUUCACUUUCACCAGUAUAUUUAAAAUAACCUAAGAUGUUGGCUGUCACUUAAGUGCUUCACAGUGAAACUGAACUUUCCCUCUUCAGGCAUCUGAAGCAAGUUCUGAGCAGUGUAGAGUUCUGAGAGAGGGGGGUCAGGGCCAGGGCUGAGGGGGCAGCCUAAGGGUUGUGUGUCCAGGCCUUCCUCUGGCCCACACAGCCCCUCUCCUGUCGGGUUUACCUUCCCAGGAUUUACCUUCUGCAGCAGCCCCGUAUACUAUAUAUACCUGAGCAUUUGUGUUUGGCUUGGUGUGUGUAUGCUUUCAUUGUGUAAAGUUGCUGUUUUUUGACCAUUGAAGUGACUGUUGGAUUUACUAUAACUGAAAACAAAAAUUGUAAGAAAAAGAUUCCAAUGAUAGUGCUGUGGAUUUAAUUACCAAGAUGUUUACACCUCUCUUUUACCUAUUGUUUUGAGGAACUGUUUUGACUCUUCUCCCUCACUUAAUGGCUUGUAGUCUUUCCUAUGUCAUAAUAAAGCUACAUUUUAUUCUGAAAA